UGACAGUUGAGAUGUUCAGGUCAUAGCUCCGUGAGUUUCGCGCCGGCAUUGUUUUGUCAACAAAAGUAAUCGCAGAUGCGAAGUGAUGAUAGUUCGUUCGUGAUGGAGCGGUUCCUACUUUUAUUUUUAGCUUUAUUUCCGUUCGUGUCCUGCAGCGGCAAUGCCAAUUUGAAUGUAAUUUAUUUAGAACCCGGUGAUUCAUACCCCUACCAACCAGAGGCAAGGCGCAUUGGAUUCUUCACAGCCGACUUGAGAAUAUAUUGCUACAAAGGAUGCGACAAAUCACUAGCUCAUGUAUUUCAAACUAUUCAACUAAAAAUAGAAAUCGAAAAUGACGACUACAUGCAAUAUGAAGGAUCGACACCGGCGAUGGUCCAGGAGCACUACAGUGCGCAAAAAUCGAUAUUCUCCUUCAACCUCCUAUCAACGAAGAAGACUCGUAUCAAGCUUAAUCCUUUCAACCAAACAUGCAUCGGAAUCGAAACGGCACAACCGUACCGUCUACGCUUGCAAUUGAUACGCAUUGACUUCUGGCGGGUCAUUCAAAUUUCCCUCGGAGUUUUAACAUUCUGGUAUGCCGCAAAACUGAGCCGGAACUCAUUAUUUUACUACCUUUCCGGGAUCUUCUUGGGAAUUUUCGCAUCGCUUUUGGUACUAAUCUAUUUGGCGAGUAAAUUGAUUCCCAGGAAACCUAUGAUGUACGGUGUGCUGAUUGGCGGUUGGACGGUGGCCAUUUAUUUCGGUCAAAUGCUUUGGGAAAAUCUACAAAUGAUACUUGUUACAUACAAAUCGUAUGUUUUCUGGUACAUUCUAGUGACUGGCUUUACUAGCUUCGUGGUCUGCUACAGACUCGGACCGCCGAAAAACAAAAGAAGUCGUGAUUUAAUCAAAUGGGGACUGCAACUAGCGUCUCUUGUCAUGAUAUUCUAUUCGAGCGACUAUCAAGAGGCUUCGGCGGCUAUAAAUAUUCUCGUUGUCCUAUCAUAUUAUUUCCCGAGGUCUUGGUUGUACAGUGUGAAGUCCAUGUAUGUGAGACGAUUUCCGCCCAAACCACGGCUCUUGUCUAGUGAAGAAUACUAUGAACAAGGAGUUAAGGAGACGACAAAAGCACUGGAGGAUCUCCGGAAAUAUUGCAACAGUCCGGACUGCAAACAAUGGAAAGUUGUUACGUCUUUGAAAGACCCUGUACGUUUUGCUUCUUUUAUGGAAGGAUCUUCGCAUUUAAUGGACGAAGAGAUCUUGGAUUACGAAACUUCCAGAGUUGAUCAAUCUGAUUCUGAGCUAAGUGAAGAUGAGAAUGAAGACCAGGAUGAUGGAGAGAAUGAAAAUGAUGGUGAGAUCAGUGAAGACGAAGAAGCCGGAGGCACAGCAUCAAGUCGAACUGUAGAGGACUACAACGAUAGUAAGAAGUUUUAUUCGUCACAACACAAUGGAAGCAUUGGCAGGAGGAGUACAGGAUUUCAUCGUCCACUGUCCUAUUCAACGCCGUCUCCAUCUUCAUCUUCGAGAAGUCGAGCGUCAACAGCGUUUUAUAGUCGUCAAAAUCGAGAAUUUAGCGACGAGGAUUAAUGUUUAUUGGUUACAUUUAUUAAACUAUAUUUUUAAGACUAGUUGAUAAUUUCGUUUUUGUGUACUGAUUUAUUAUUUAAGAUUUACAGAAAAAUGAUGAAAUACAAUUGGGUUACAAAUG
This is a messenger RNA of Hermetia illucens (black soldier fly), 1690 nucleotides long. RefSeq names its product nuclear envelope integral membrane protein 1 (gene Nemp). The record is from RefSeq and is a predicted model, not a curated record. NCBI's taxonomy places the organism in Eukaryota, Metazoa, Arthropoda, Insecta, Diptera, Stratiomyidae. Bases 76 to 1569 code for a protein of 497 amino acids. Gene Ontology annotation, cellular component: nuclear envelope. The transcript is spliced from 2 exons.